AUGGCGGAGAACAGCGAGAGCCUGGCGCCGGCGGCGGAGGGAGGUGGAGAGGAGCAGGAGGCGGUGGAGAGCGUGAAGCUGUUCGUGGGGCAGGUGCCCAAGCACAUGACGGAGCCGGAGCUGGCCGCCAUGUUCCAGCAGGUCGCCCUCGUCGACGAGGUCACCGUCAUCAAGGACAAGGCCACCAAGGCCUCCCGAGGGUGCUGUUUCCUGAUAUGUCCUUCAAGGGAUGAAGCUGACAAGGCGGUAAAUGAGUUCCACAAUAAGCACACGCUCCCGGGGGCGUCAAGUCCUUUGCAAGUCAAAUAUGCUGAUGGAGAGUUGGAGAGGCUGGAGCACAAGCUUUUCAUUGGAAUGCUUCCCAAAAAUGUAUCAGAUACUGAAUUGACUGAUUUGUUUUCCAAAUAUGGAAAUAUUAAGGACUUACAAAUUUUGAGAGGUUCACAACAAACAAGUAAAGCUGGCUGCGCCUUCCUUAAAUAUGAAACAAAGGAGCAAGCAAUGGCAGCUAUUGAGGCUGUAAAUGGGAAGCACAAAAUAGAGGGUUCUAGUGUGCCGUUGGUUGUCAAAUGGGCUGACACAGAAAAAGAAAGGCAAGCCAGGAAAGCACAGAAAGCUCAACUGCAACCACCUAAUAUGCCGAAUGGAGGUCCAAUGCCACAUUCUUCAGCAUUUGGAGCUUUGCCGAUGGGAUAUAUGCCUCAGUAUAAUGGAUUUGGUUAUCAGCCUCCUGGGACAUACGGACUUAUGCAGUACCCUUUAUCUCCUAUGCAAAAUCAAACCCCCUUUCAGAAUCAAGUAAACUCUAUACGAGGCGUCAAUCCUGAACUGUCCCCCAAUUCAGUUCCUAGAUCAUUUAAUGGAAUGCAGUUAGGCAACCCUUAUCCAGCUGUGCCUGGUAUGCCGUAUACUGGAUCCUAUCCUGGUGCUCUCAUGAGCAAUCGUCCUUUUGGGAAUUCUCACAAUUUGCUUAAAGUUCCAAGUGCAAACGUGAAUGCUAUUCCAUAUAGUCCAGGUAGCAAUGGUGGUAACCAUACACAAACAGAAGGUCCUCCUGGAGCCAAUCUAUUUAUCUACCACAUCCCACAAGAAUUUGGGGACCAAGAACUUUCCGAGGCCUUCCAGAGGUUCGGUAGAGUGCUAAGUGCCAAGGUGUUUGUAGACAAAGCCACGGGUGCCAGUAAAUGUUUUGGUUUUGUAAGCUAUGACUCUCCCGUCUCCGCGCAGUCAGCCAUUACUAUGAUGAACGGUUUCCAGCUAGGCGGCAAAAAACUGAAAGUACAACUCAAGAGAGACAACAGCAGGCACAGUAAACCUUUCUGACAAACCGUUUUGCGAUUACCCAACCGUGCGAUCAUGUUCUUGGUACAUAUUUGUCAGAUAGUUGACCGUGACACUGAUUGUUUCCCCCUUGGCCGUGGGCGCUGCAUGUCUGCAGAAUCUGCCAGGGAGCCCCAUGUAUCUUCCUCGUUCAGUUCAAAUUCAAUUGGUGCCUUGUGUAAUUUCAUCUUAGUGUAGCCUUAGCACUUUGUACCAUCAGACCACCUUGUAAACAUCAGAAAUUCAGAUUCAUUCAAUUGUUACUUUUAUCUCCUUU
This is a messenger RNA of Lolium rigidum, 1597 nucleotides long. RefSeq names its product RNA-binding protein BRN1-like. Bases 1 to 1323 code for a protein of 440 amino acids. The record is from RefSeq and is a predicted model, not a curated record. The transcript is spliced from 9 exons. Gene Ontology annotation, cellular component: nucleus; cytoplasm; ribonucleoprotein complex. Gene Ontology annotation, molecular function: mRNA binding. Lineage: Eukaryota; Viridiplantae; Streptophyta; Magnoliopsida; Poales; Poaceae.